ACAUCUCGCGCGAGGAACCGAGUGAUGGAUCAUCUGGGGCCGUAAUUGCGAAAGUGCCGAGAAAAUGGUAUCCAUUUUCAGACCAGCCGUCGAAGACAAGGCCCAGUCUUUGAUCGACUAGCUUAUCUUUCAGCUCCGCGCGAACCACAUCGACAAGGAGCCGAAUAUACUCUUUCAUUGCUUUGACAUUGGUCCUCGUCGUGGAUACCCUUUGCGUGUGGACUGAUGUCCAAAACAAGCGAAGCCGUACCAUACUGCAGAAUAUGUUUGUACGCCGUUUCGACGGUCACUUGAGAAUGGGCACGACGUAGGUGGUCGACCAAGUUGGUGUACCCUUUGCCGUUGGCUUGGCUACGGUGUUUGGCGCAGAUUCGACAGCGCAAUCGGUCGUCAGGUGCAGGCGAGAAGAUGGUAGAUGUCAGCUGCUUGUUCGUCGGAGGUGCCGUCCACUUUGAUGUCGCGUUCAUUGUGGUCGAGUGUAGAUCCCGGUGGCAGCAAAAGCUUGCGCAGAGAGGACAAGAAGGGCGACAAAUUGGGCUUGAAGCAGUCGAUCGGGGUCUUCGGCUUGGGGGCACUUGGUGUCGAGCUCGCGAAUUGAAGAAUGACUGCGUAGAUAGUGAACGACAGCUCUUUUAGCGUGGGCUGCUCGUGGUUGAGGUCUGGAGCUCGUUGUGGACCUCGUGUGCUACGUCAACAGUGUCUUGGGUUCUUCUAGUGCCUUCACUGGACCGCUUCCUACGGCAAACUGCGGCUGAUCCCAUUUUCGAAAUUAAGGGGGCCCAUCACCUCGAGGGAAUUGGAAAGCACAAUCACAAUACAUAAAAAAAUCAAAUUAAUUUUUUCCGAACACUGGUGCCGGGAGAAACGCUACCGACGUUACCGACUGUAGCUAAUUUCCAGUCUGUCAUUGGAAGUUUGCUCUGGAUCGCGCGGCACGCGACCUGAUAUCAUGUUCGCCGUUCACUGCGUAACCCAACGAUGACCGAUUGAAAGAUGGCAAAGCGCGUCCUGAGGUACUUGAACGGAACUCGGAAAGCCAAGUUGCGCAUGAAAGACGAUGGCGGACCACAGUGACCGUUACGAGCGCAAUCCUACACGGAUGCUGACUUUGUUGGUGAUGUCACUGAUCAGAAGUCGGUUAGUGCGGCAAUCGUGCAGGUCAAUGGGAUGACCAUUUCGUGGGAAUGCGAGAAGCAGACUUUUGUGGCAUUGUCGACCACUGAAGCCGAGUAUGUGGCUGGAACGGAUGAAGCUCAGGAGCUGCUUGGUGUGAAGGAGCUUGUGGGCGAGAUUGGACUUAAGAUGGAUCUGCCGAUGGUGAUGCACAUGGAUAACCAAGCGGCGAUAGCUCAAGUGACGAGUGAAGCGAGCUCGGCAACGACCAAGCACAUGGACGUGAAGUUGAAGUUUAUACAAGACUCGGUGCAAAAAGGAGAAUUGAAGCCACAAUACGCGGAAAGCGAUUCGAUGCUGGCCGAUUUGCUCACAAAGCCAUUGGCAGCGACACGAGCUAAAGACAUGAGGGAGGCCAUUGGGUUAACGACGGCUGCUGCCAGGCUGUCCAUCGAAGCUCUGGGGAGGAGUGUUGGAAGCUGACAAUGUCAGUCUGACAGGUUACAAAUCUGCGCUGUUCGGCUACAGAGAAAUGCAGAAGUAACGUUUCCAUAGCACACCUAGACAAUUCCAUGGCUAAGCCCGCACUAAUACGCUUACUUUCCAAUUCUUCCUUCAAGUGCGAAGUUCAACACCCAUUGCUUUCUACCUGGAGCUUCAGUGCACCAACGCCUUGCGCAUGUACUGAAACUCAAUCUAGCGUUGCCUCAUCAAGCUCUAGAUAGUUUAUUAAUAGUGGUCUUAAGCCCACCUACCACGAACAUCAACAACAAACCAAAACCGUAAACCAGGAACAGCGCAAACUCAUCGGCUAGAUGAACUUCAGAAAUCAAUACCUUCUUCAACUCAAUUCGAUACUGGGCCAAUUCACACCACCAAAUGAAUACCCCACUAAUUUUGAUUCAAUUCCGUAGGAAUAUAAAUGAAUUUACUUGGUAUAUGUAUUGCAAGAAACUGGGUGUAAAACACAACUCACGGACAUGAAUUAAUCCCAGUUGGGCUGUACGUUACUUCGUACCGAAGCA
Molecule: messenger RNA, 2138 nt
Organism: Phytophthora nicotianae INRA-310
Lineage: Eukaryota; Oomycota; Peronosporomycetes; Peronosporales; Peronosporaceae
Exons: 2
Coding region: 1168-1596 (142 amino acids)
Source: RefSeq, a predicted model, not a curated record